CCCCCCCCCCUCCAUCCCCAUACUCUUUUCAAUGACGGAGCAGGACGAGCUCCCCAAUGCGAAACGACACGCGACCAUGCUCUCCAGCUCGCCCACGCCAGCCAACAGCCAGUCGCAACGCCCGUCGCUGCCAUCCAAUGCGUCGACGAGCGCUCUCUCAGAAUCACCAGACGGCAGUCUCCCGCGACGGACGCCCGUGGACUGGCGGCCUGUCCCUGUGCUGCUCGCUGAGGUCGAAUCCCACACGAUGCCCACCGCUCGAGCGAUCGUCGCAAGAGUGGACCUGCCAAAGCAGAUGAGCGCCGUCAUUGCGUUCAUCCAGCAGUGCAUGCAACCCGAGUCAGCUCGCCUGGAGCAUUUGAGACGUGUUCGAAAACCAUCCAACAGCGUCAUGCAAGUGUUAAUAUGCCUCGUAGACUCGGUGCCGCUUUUGCGGACGCACCACGAAAUAUCCACGCCAUCAGAUACAAGUAGUGGGAGUGACGCUGCUUGCAACGGCAACUCCAGUUCGUCCCUAACCAGCGACCAGCUCUUGUUGGGCAUCAAGAGUCUUCUCCAAAGCCGUGGCGUGGCGGACGACAAGUCUCAAGUCCUGGAGUCGUUGUCCCUUUGUGUAACUGACGUGCCGGAACGGAUUGCGGCGAAUCAACAGCAACAUGCGGCUGGUAAUGCCUUGUGGCCUCUUGCCCACGCUUCAGCACUCACCGCCGCAAAAAACUCGGCAUUGGCCGAGAUGUUAUUUUCAGACGACGAGCUUCAACGCAUGGACGGCUAUAUGGAUAUCGCAAUUGCGCAGGCACAGGCGGCCAGAGCCCAAGGCAACUCUCCAAUAGGCGCUGUUGUGGUGGAUCCAGCGACCAAUACAAUACUGGCAUCGGUUGGCGAUUGUUCCCGCGAGCACACGUUGGCGCACGCGGCGAUGGUUGCCAUUGCUCGAGUGGCGGAUGCUCAGCGCCAAGAGUAUCUAGCUGCAUUGCAGCAGGGCGAGAACGGCGCACCCGCUUCGGCGGAGGCGGGCAACAGCAGGCCAGUCGCAGAGCUGCCCUACUUGUGCACCUCGUACGACUUGUACAUUACUCGCGAGCCAUGCGUCAUGUGCUCGAUGGCUCUGGUGCAUUCACGCGUUGGUCGGGUGUUUUUCGGCACGCCCCAUCCCGACAUGGGCGGCCUCGCCGGUGCGCGUCGGAUACACGCCGAGCCGAAACUAAACCACCAUUUUCUCGCGUUCCGAGGCGUAGCCGAGCGUCGAUGCGCCGCUUUAUUCUGCGAUGGAGCGGACACGGAGUGAACACGGUGUCAAAGUUGGUGAUUUUCGCGAACGAGCUCAAUAAACAGCGACCUGAGAUGAGC
This is a messenger RNA of Capsaspora owczarzaki ATCC 30864, 1350 nucleotides long. RefSeq lists its product as hypothetical. Lineage: Eukaryota; Filasterea; Ministeriida; Capsasporidae. Gene Ontology annotation, cellular component: nucleus; cytoplasm. The record is from RefSeq and is a predicted model, not a curated record. Bases 32 to 1288 code for a protein of 418 amino acids. Gene Ontology annotation, molecular function: tRNA-specific adenosine-34 deaminase activity. The transcript is spliced from 5 exons.